Molecule: messenger RNA, 6510 nt
Organism: Plasmodium relictum
Lineage: Eukaryota; Apicomplexa; Aconoidasida; Haemosporida; Plasmodiidae
Product: conserved Plasmodium protein, unknown function
Exons: 2
Coding region: 1-6510 (2169 amino acids)
Biological process (GO): tubulin complex assembly; microtubule cytoskeleton organization; post-chaperonin tubulin folding pathway
Molecular function (GO): GTPase activator activity; beta-tubulin binding
Source: RefSeq, a predicted model, not a curated record
AUGGAAAAUAAAACUCAUUUUUUUCGUGAAAAUGAAGAAGUUAAAAAAAAAAUAGAAAUAGUGAGAAAUUAUCUAAAUAGUGAUGAUGAAAAUGAAAUAAUAAAAAAUUAUCUGAUAAUUUUAGAUAAUUUAAAUUAUUUGUGUAAUUGCUUAAAUAGUUAUAGAGAAGUAAAAAAUGUAUUAGAUGAGCAUUUAACGUUAUUGGUUCAUUCAUUUUUAGAUUUUUUAAAAAAGUCCUUUAAUCACUUGAAAAAUAUUUGCACAUAUUUCAAAGUUAAAUUAGAGAAUGAAAAAGGAGAAAAUAAUAAUUAUAAAACAGCUUAUGUAAUGAAAAAAGAAAUUACAACAGACCAAAAAAUAAGAGACGAUAAUAAUAAUAUCACAUUAGAUGAUAGUAAUUCUAAUAAAAGAAAAAAGGAAUAUGAUAAUGAAACAAAGGAAGAAGAAAUGCUGUAUGAAAAUAAGAAAAUAAAAAUGUACAUAAUCAUCGAAGAAAUAUAUAAAUAUUAUUACACAUUAAUUUCAGUCAGAGGAGAAAAAAAAAUUAAAACAUUUUAUCCUUGUAACGCUUUUUAUUUAAAUAGUAUAGUCGAUAUACUUCUUAUUAUAAAGAAAGAAGAAAAUACAUUUGAUUACAUUAAUAAAUUAGAAAAUGAGAAAACUGAUGAAAAUAAUACUUGGACUAUUCUAUAUGUCUUAAUAAUUUGGCUAUCAUUUUGUUUAUAUUUACCAUUUAAACUAGUUAAUAUAAAUACAUCUCUUUUAGAUAAUAUUGAAGAAAUAUAUUACUAUUAUAUAAAAAAAAAUGAAAAAUCAAAAGAAGCAUGUUCUAUUUUAUAUGCUCAAUUUUUAAGCAGAGAAGACGUUUAUCAAACUAAAAUUUAUUUCAGCCAUUUUUUAAUUUUUUCUAAGGAAAUAAUGGUAAAAUUAAUAGAAAUUGAAAAAAAAGAAAAAAAUAGUAGCUUAACAGAAGAUAACUAUAUAAUAAAAAAUGAAAACAUUCCAUGCUAUUGCCACUCAAAAUUCUCCUAUUUAAUUUUAUAUGGGAUUUUAUUAACACAUAAAAAAAUUUUGAAAAAGUUAGAUAAAAAGUUACUAAGAAAUUACGUGAAUUUCUAUAAAUUUUUUUUUAUUCAAAAUCAGCAUAAUUUAGAUUUUAAUCAGACUUCAAAAUCAUUAAAAAUUCUAUGUUUAGGUUAUUAUACUUUAUUAUUUUUAGAAAAAAUUGAUGACAAAGAAAAAACAAAUGAAUAUUCUCAUGCUGAUUCAACAGCAUUAAAACAGAGUAUGACAAUCCAAAAUGAACUCAAUAUUGAUGAAAGUAAUCAAAAACUUAAUAUAAAAAAUUCAAGUAAGGGAAGUAUUAAAUUGGAGAAUAUAAAUAAAAAUGAAGAAAGUUCAAAUACAAUACAGCAUAAUGAAUGCAAUGAAAAGAAUGAUCUUUUUAAUGAAUUUCCUCUUUAUUUAAAUAUAAAUGAUGUUUUUCUUUUAUAUAAAAAAAGCAUCGAAGAAAAACCCAAAGUGCAACAUAUAGAAAAAUCAGUAAAUAUAAAAGUAAAUAAAAAAUAUAAAUGUGAAAAAGACAUAUUAGAAAUAUUAAAUAUAUUUUUUUUUUAUUUUAAUGAUAAUAAUAGCUAUAUUCGAUGGUGUUUAUCUAAAAGCUUUGGAAAUAUUUUAAUUUACUUAAGUCCAGAUAAUAUUAAUAUUAUAUUUAAUAGAUUCGAAGAAUUAACAAAAUAUAAUGAUCAUAAUAUAUUGUGUUCAAUUAAUUAUAGUUUAUUUCACUUUAUCUUUAAUAAGAACAAUCUUUCAAUAGAAAUUUUAAAUUACAUCAUUUUCAAAAUUAUCCAAAGUUUAUAUACGAACAUAGACAAGAUUUAUUCCAGUGCAUUUGUAUUAUUAUAUAGUUUAUUUAAGUAUAAUAUAUAUAUAAAAAAUUAUUAUGAAAAAAAUAAUAACAAUGUAAAUUUUUUUCUAUUUCAUUUAAUAUUUAUAAAAUUAAUUAUUUUAUCUCUAUUUGAAGAUAAUAUUAAUAUUAGAAAAUCAGCUAUGUCACUGCUUCAAUUCUUUAUAGGAAAAUUUAAUUUUUUGUAUCAAAUAAAAAAUUAUUUAAACAAUAAGAAUGAUAGUAGUAGUACUACUACUAGUAAUAAUAAUAAUAUUGUUACAACUACAAAUAAUAUGAAUACUGUUAAAUAUAUUUGUGAUAACAUUGUACACAAUAAUAUAGAGAUGCAUAAUCACAACCAAGAAGAGUUAUUUUCUCAGAUACUUCAAUUUAUUAAUUUAUUUUUUAAUCAUUCAAAUAUUAGUAAUUAUUAUGAAAAUAUAAAAAAUAGUCCUAAUUUUUCUAUAAAUGAAAUAAACAAUAAUUUUACUUGUAAUGAUGAAGAAAAAGUUAUUUUUGAAAAAAAUAAAAAAUGCAUGAAUGAAAUAAAAAAAGAUAUAUUUAAUAUGAAUAUUGAUAUAUUAUCUACUUGUAAUUUCAGUGAAUUAAUAAAUUUAAAAAAAUCUAUAAUUUUAAAAACAAAAAUUGUUUGCAAUUUUUUUUUAUAUAAAUAUCCAGUUAUAUAUCAUUUAUAUUCAAAUAAAUUAUUCCAUGAAAAUAUUAAUAUAAGAAUAUUAUCAUCUGAAUCAUUAGCAAAUUUAUCUACUAUUGAUAAAGAUUAUUUUAUUAAAGUUAUUCUUCCAUUUUUAAUAAAUAAAAGCUAUGAAGAAAACGUUUUAGUAAAACACGGUUCUAUUAUAUGUAUAUCUAAAAUACUUUUAAAAUUAAAAAAAAAUAUCGAUGAAAAUUUACAAAAUGAAAUAAAAAAAAUAAUAGUUUAUAGCGAAAAAAAAAGAAUAUACAAGUUCAAAAAAGGAGAAAUUUUAAGGCAUUCUUUAUGCUUAUUAAUACAAAGUAUAUGCCAGUGUAACUAUUUUAGUGUAAAAAAAAAUACAUACUCUUUUUUUUUGGAAGUGUUACAUAAUAACUUAUUUCAUUAUAAUGAAAUUAUACAAUUUGAAGCUUCAAAAAUAUUUUAUUACAUGCCUAUAUAUAUUUUAAACAAAUAUGAUGCCAUUAAUUAUGUAUAUGAAGUAUUUUGUAAAAUUAUAAAAGAGAAAAACAAUUUUCUACACUUAAAAGGAUAUUUUAUUCUUCUAUGCUUUAUUAACGAGGAAAUUAUACCACAUGUUUCUGCUGAAACAAUUAAAAUUUUUUAUUAUAUCUUAAAAAAAAAUACAACAUAUUAUAAAAUAAAAAAAUUAUUAUUAAAUAAUGUAGUGAACAAAACAAAUGAUGAGAAAAAAGAAAAUACAGAUACUACAAUAAAUAAUCAAAUAAAAAAUGACAUUCGCUUUUUUAAAAAAAUAAAUUUUGAUACUUAUCCCAUUGAUUUUAAUAUGAAAAUAUACUGUUUAUUAGGUCUAUUUAAUAUAAUCGAUAAACUUAGAAAAAAAUAUAUAAAUGAUUUUUUAAAUAUUUACGAUAAGUGUACAGUAAGUUUUAAAGGUUUAAUCAAGUCUAAAAAUCCUCAAAAAAUGAAAUUGAAAAAAUAUCAAUGUAAUAUAAGUACAAAUGCAAGUAGUGAAAAUAAUAGAGAUCAAAAUAUAUGCAAAGAAAAUAUAGAGUACGAACAGUUAAGUAGUGAAAGAUCUAGUGAGAGUAGUUUAAAUGAUUAUGAAAAAUAUCCUUCUAUCACUUUAGAUAGUAAUGAAGACAGAUAUAGCACAAAUAUGCAAUGUUAUAGAAAAGAAAAUGAAAAUGGAAAAAAUUUUAAAUUAGAAAAUUUAAAUAAAAAAAGAAGAAGAAACACGUGUUUUUAUAUUAAAAAAAAAAUUAACUUUUUAAAAAAAAAAAUAGAUUGGAAAAGAGUGUUAGAGAAGAGUAGAAAAAAAAAUAUAGAAAUAAUCAAUUUAAAUUUAAAUAUUAAUAAAAUUAUAAAAAUAAUAAUUUUGCAUUUACAGGAAUAUAUAUAUGAAAAUGAUAUUGGAGAUUCACAUAUUUAUGUUAGAGAAAUUUGUUUAGAUUUAACUGCCUUUUUAUUAACUUCAUUUCCUCUUUAUUUUUUUAAAAAAAAAAUUAAAAAAAUAAAAAAAACAAAUUACCGAAAUAUUAAAAUAAUAGAAGAAAAAAAAAGAGAAAAAAGAGAGAGUAAAUAUAUUAAUAGCAUAAAUAGCUCAUUAAGUAAAAAUUUUUUUUAUGAGUAUUUUAGCUCAGACGAUAGUUACGAAGAUAAUGAAAGUAGUAAUGACGAAAAAGAUAAGAUAGAGAAAAAUAACAUAUAUUCAUAUGAAGAAAAAGAGCAAACAAAUAAUUAUAAAAAUACUGUAUGCAUAUAUAUUUUGUUUGAAAUAAAAAAAAAAAACAUAAAUAUACUUAUUCAACUGUUAUUGAAAUUAUUAUGUGAAAAAAACAUUAGAACACAUAAAAAGUGUUUAUUUUUACUAAAUUAUAUAUAUAAUUAUGCUACUUUUAAUGAUAAAAAAGAAAAAGAAGCUUUUUCUUUUGAUAAUAUUUUUAAUAAAUAUUGUCACGAUUUCCCAUACGAAUUAUUUCUCAGAAAGAAAAUUGAUGAUAACAUAAGAAAGAGUAAAAUAAACAUCUAUCAAUACUUAAGUAGCUAUUCACCUAAUAUUUUUAGUGUAUUUAAAAAUAUAAUUACUCAUGUAUGUGAUUACUAUGAACCAUUAUAUUUAAAAGAAAAAAAAGUGAAUACAUAUUAUUCUAGUUACAAGCAAUUUAAUAAUAAAAAAACUGCAUGUGAUUUAAAAAGUGAUUUUGAAAAAAAAAAAAUAAAUAAAUGUUCUUGUAAGUACGAAGAGGAAAUUACUUCACUAUUUUUAAAUAAGAAUUAUAAAUAUGAUGCUAUUAGAACUAUAUUUAACAAAAUUAAUAACUUUAUUUAUUUAUACAAUUAUGCUUUGAAAUAUACGAGUUUUUCUAUUUUUCAUAAAAACAAGUUUAUGUCAACUAGAAAGGGAUUAAUAAAAGGAUAUAAGGUUAAUCACAAUGAGGAAAGUGAACAACAAAUUAUAAUUAACAAAGAUAAUGAAAAUAAUGAUUUAAUAUUUGACAAUAUAAAUAUUGAUAAUGAUUUUAUAGAUGAAAUAAAUUUAAGCGAAAACGAAGAAAAGGAAUCAAUAGAGGAAGAAAAAUUAAUUAAAGAUGUUCAUUUUCUAUUAGAUAAAACGAAAAAAAAUAUUAGUGUAAUAAAAUGUUUAGAAUACAACGAAACUUACAUAUAUAAUCAUAUAUUUUAUCUAUUGUUUCUAGAUAAAUACAAUUACUACAUUAUUAGUGGAUUGUUUAAUACACUUUGUUAUUAUUCUUCACAAAAUGAAUAUAGCAAUUAUGAAUACACUAAUUUAAUUAAAAGAGGAAAAGAAAAAUCAAUUGAAUUUCUAUUUUUAGAAUUUUUGGAUAAAUAUAAAAAUAUUUACACAUUUGGUUAUAUUAGAGACAAUAUUUUAUUUUUAUAUAUAAGAUAUUAUAAAAAAUAUUUUAUAAAUUAUGAUUAUUUUGUUAUAAACCAAAUUAUCUACGAAUAUAACAAGAAAAAGAUAAAUUAUUUUUGUUGCAAUAAUAAUAAUAAUACAUGUAUAAACGAUGAUAGUACUGAUCAUGGUGACAAUAAUAUUUUGAAAACGCUAUACGAUAAAUAUGAUAUAAAAUAUACUGAAUUAUUAAAAAAUUUUGAUAAUACAUAUUUUUCUUUAUAUGAUUAUAAUUUGCAAAACGUAAAUUUAAAAGAUAUAAUAUUAAAUGAAAAAAAAUAUGGAAGUUUUAAUUAUUUAAAAAAUAUAUUUAAUAAUUAUAAUAUAUUCUUUGAUUCAAAUAUAAUGUUUAUAAAUGAUGGAUAUGACAAUAAAGACAAAAAAAAAAAGGAAAAAAAAAAAAGGAUAAAGGAAAAUAAUCAAAUUAAAAGACAAUUUCAUGAAAAAAUAGAAUUAUUACAAUAUGUGAAUAUUUGUUUAAUUAAAAUUUUAUAUUACUUAAAUAAUUUCAAUUUAAUACAGCUAGAAACUUUUUUAAAAGGUGUAAAUUCAUUUGUUAAAUUUUCAAUAAUGAAUAAUUUUACUGCUUUUUGUUUCCUAAAUUUCUUUCUUUUUUAUUUAGAAAAAUAUAAUUGUUUUACACUUAUUAAGACCAUAUCUGAGUUAAUCAUAAAUAUUUAUAUGUGUCCUUCUCUUCACAUGAACAUAAAGAAAUUUGCAAUGUUUUUAAUUUUAAAUUUAUUAUUACACAAAUAUCCUAAGAUAAGAGAAUUUACAAAUGAAUACUUUUAUGCAAAUAUUAAUUUUAUUUCUCCAAAUGAAAUUAAAACCUAUUUAUUUAACUCAUAUGAGGACUUAGAAAAUAUAAUUUCUAUAUUGAUAAAUACACAAUUUUCUGAUGCAUUAAAUGAAGAGAAAUGCCAAAUUAAUGUGGCAGUAAAAGAAAUAGCUGAAAUUUUAAGAAUUCCUCAUUAUAUAACGUUUUCAUCAUUAUCCUCAUUAUCUAAUUCAUCUUCACUUUUGUUAUAA